CAACAAGCAGCUUUGCAGCCCAGAUGCUCUUAGCCUCCUAGGCAUGCGAUGCCACCGACAUUGCUACGCCCAACGAUGAAUGUAGCCAGCCGCACGGCAUAUACAUCAUGUCGACGAGCUGCGACUGAUGUCCUCCGUCCUCCAACUCUGCGUCCACUCCAUGCCUCCCCAAUCUUCCAACGACCACGACGCCGCGAAUUCUUCUCCUCCAACAGUGUCCUAUCAAACGCAAACGCACGCCAGCAGGGGUCCUCUGAUGGCGACAAGGGACCGUCUAGCGAGCCCGCCAAUUCUGCGUCGUUAGCAAAGCGCAAAACCGCACGGUCAGCGGGGACCAAGGCGUCUCUGCGGCGAGUUGGUCUGGAAGCACAACGAUCAAAAGCUGGGAUGCUUGAUGCCUCACCCAGCCGACAUGAUGAGGAUUCUGGGGCCCCGAAACUCGUGACGGCAUAUGCGGUGGCCGAACAAUUCGACAUGGUCAAAGCAGUCGAGAUUCUUCGCAGUAAAGGAUUCGAACCUGAUCCAUUGGGAACUGGUCUGUCGCAACAAGUCCUUCACGUCCAGGUGCCCAUCUCAUCAAUUUACCGAUCCUCCAACCCUUCGGCCCGCGAUCUCUCUGCUAGCGAUGUCGGCGACAUAUUCAUCUUCCCCUCCGGCACACUAGUAACAUGGGCGCUGCCAGAAGGAUUCACAUCAUAUUUUGCGACCCGCACGCUCCUCCCUGCGGCCGUCUCACCGCAUCCAGAGCCAGUGGAGACCGAAGACCUAGACUACAUCGAAGAUUCAUCCCGCGAGCAUAGUAUGAUUCGUGGAGAGACUAUCGUUCUCGGCACCAAACCAACGCAUGAACCCACCGGGCACACAUCCGACGUGGAAUCUCAAUAUCAAACAACAGAUACAGUCCUGACCAAAAUCGCCUUUUCAUCCGGCUUCGCACGCAGUACCAAGCUAGCAGUUCUCGAGACCAAUCUAUCGACAUAUCUACAAUCAACAGCCUCGAUCCCCACCCUCUUGUCCAGCGGUUCGCGACUCCCAUUCCAAUUAUCACGUCGAUUCAUCCUCCGUAAGACUGGCCAGCUACUCUUGCUACGCGCCCAACUCAAUCUCUACUCUGAACUCACCGACUCACUUCCCGACCUAUUCUGGGACUCACGACACGAAUUGAACCUCGAAAACUACUACGACCAAGUCGGGCGUGCGCUCGACGUGGGAAUCCGAAUCAAAGUCUUGAAUGAGAAAAUGACCUACGCAGCCGAAAUCGCCUCUGUGCUCCGCGAACGUCUCAGUGAGAAACAUGGUUUGUUUCUUGAAUGGACGAUCAUCGUCCUCAUUGCCGUUGAAGUGGGGUUUGAAGUCCUACGGUUGUGGAGAGAGGGGUUCUGGGCCGAGGUUUGGGACGGGAACGCGUUUUCUUCUUCCUCUGACGCCAUCAGCCACAGAGGCCAACAUAAUGAUGUCCGCGUUCUUGAGGAGAAAGAGUGAAAGUGAUAGGAAGGCGGGCAAAUUGGCUUGGAUAUGAUUCGUUGAUUGCAUGCACGAUCUGAUCAAGCUUGGUCAUGAAUCUAUCUCGUCAAGGAUUGAGAAUUCAAAGAACUGCAUUUCACUGAGCGACUUGUCAUACAUAUGGAGUUUAAUCGUUGACGCAGAUAUCGAUCGAAGCGCUCCCCAAUCUCCUGUAUCAUAUAGAGUCACAUCUCAGGGUUCCUCAAAAAAGAGAAAUUAGCACCAAAGCCUCUUUCAUGGUGGCCAUCUCUAAUAUGUUUCUUAUCAUGCGCAGUCCAAUGGCCAGGGUUCUGUUUUGCUGUAUUUGGGCCGGUCGAGUCAAGUCUUCGUCUCAAACACUGUGGAUAUUCUAC
Messenger RNA from Exophiala mesophila, 1856 nucleotides. RefSeq lists its product as uncharacterized. NCBI's taxonomy places the organism in Eukaryota, Fungi, Ascomycota, Eurotiomycetes, Chaetothyriales, Herpotrichiellaceae. Gene Ontology annotation, biological process: positive regulation of mitochondrial translation. The record is from RefSeq and is a predicted model, not a curated record. The transcript has a single exon. The coding region runs from base 49 to 1482 and encodes 477 amino acids.